AUGGAUGUGGAAAUUGCGACAGUCCUUCGCAAGAAACCUACAGUGCAUCCUAAGGAGACUCUGAAAGAUCUUGAAAAGAUGAAAUUGGGAAGAAUACGAAAGGAUGAUUGGAGUGUGGCAUUUCAAAUACUAGAAAGAGCUUAUUCUGAUUUUCAUAGAGUUUGCGUCUUUGUGCCUAACAAGCAUCUAUACUCCACUCAAUGCUUGGAAUACAUCUUGGAGUUGAUAAAUCAAUGCAAAGUGAAUAGUGUUGGGGACAAGAAAUGUUUCAUAGAUAUGAUCAAGUGGUACAUCUUGGUUCACAAAACUCCGUUGGGGAUAAUCCUGAAACUUUUCAUUGUUCAAAAACGUUAA
Molecule: messenger RNA, 354 nt
Organism: Lactuca saligna
Lineage: Eukaryota; Viridiplantae; Streptophyta; Magnoliopsida; Asterales; Asteraceae
Source: the annotation of a GenBank genome assembly